Molecule: messenger RNA, 5205 nt
Organism: Poecile atricapillus (Black-capped chickadee)
Lineage: Eukaryota; Metazoa; Chordata; Aves; Passeriformes; Paridae
Gene: METTL21A
Product: methyltransferase 21A, HSPA lysine
Exons: 3
Coding region: 144-800 (218 amino acids)
Biological process (GO): peptidyl-lysine methylation
Cellular component (GO): cytosol; cytoplasm
Molecular function (GO): protein-lysine N-methyltransferase activity
Source: RefSeq, a predicted model, not a curated record
GGCCGGGCCCGAGCGGGGGCCGGGCCUGUCCCGCGGCGGCCCCGGGCCUCGCCCUGCCCGCGGCGCGGGGCAGCUCGGGCACGGCCUUGCCGGCGGCGGGGCCGCGGUGAGCUGGGGCCCGGGGCGCGGCGGCCGGCGGAGGGAUGGCCCUGGUGCCCUACGAGGAGGGAGGCGGCUGGGCAGCGCGGCAGCUGCACAGCCCUUCGGCCACCUUCCACUUCGCCAGCCGCACCAUCCACCUCCAGCAGGACUGGCGGCGGCUGGGGGUGGCGGCCGUGGUCUGGGACGCGGCUGUUGUCCUGUGUGCUUAUCUGGAGAUGGAAGGCAUUGAUCUGAAGGACCGGUCUGUGAUCGAGCUGGGAGCUGGAACUGGAUUGCUGGGAAUAGUGGUCACAUUACUAGGUGCCCGUGUUACCAUCACAGACAGGGCGGCAGCACUGGAGUUCCUGGAGUCAAAUGUGCAGGCGAACUUACCCCCUGAACUACGUCCCAGAGCGGUGGUGAAGGAGCUGACGUGGGGAAAAGACCUGGAUAAUUUCCCUCCAGGAGCAUUUGACUUUGUCCUGGGUGCAGACAUCGUUUAUCUGGAAGAAACAUUUGCAGAACUGCUUCAGACACUGGAGCACCUGUGCUCAGAGCGAACAGUGAUUCUUCUUUCCUGUCGUAUCCGCUAUGAGCGGGAUCUCAAGUUCUUGAAGAUGCUGAGAGAGCGUUUCUCUGUAUCCGAGGUCCAUUAUGAUUCCAGUAAGGAUGUUCAUAUCUACAAAGCACAGAGGGGUAGUCGCAAGGAUGACUUUUGACUCUCUGCUUUGUUAAUAAGCCACUGACGCUGUUCAAUUCUCCCCUUUGUUUCUACUCAAUACACUUGUUCCUAAGCAUGAAGUUGCAGUUGUGUUACUUCACUGGCUUCUUGUUCUGAUGGUCUUGUCUGAUCACUGGGUCUGAUACAGCAAGGAUUGUACUUCUGUUCUGCAUACCCUCUGCUGCCUUUCUGAAUAGAGCCAUAUAGGGUGUUCCACUGUCUUUUUAUCAAAUGUAAUUUUUGAAACUGAUUCAAGUUGCAGAUAUCUCCAGCAUCAAAAUUGUUAUAUCAAAUGUUAUAUCCAGCAUCUGAAAUCAAAGCAUAUUUAACUUCUGGAGGAAACUUAUAGAGAUUACAGUGUGGUUUUUUUCCCUUUAUCACUUCCGUAACUCUAGGAAAGUAAGAAUGGAUGAAAUAAAAGCUAAUGCUCCAGCUCUAAAUUCUUUAAUUCUUCAGGACUUCUGCAUCUUAGAAGUUGUGGUAAAAGAAACCACUUAAAAGGCAAAAAGAACCAAAGGCAGAUGCUAUGAAGUUGUUCUAUUGUUGUCACUGCUGCGUUGAAGAGGCACAGUGAAACAAAGAACAAAAUCUGUAGGGGAUCUGGGAACAGGGAUUGCCAAGUAAGCCAACUUAGAAAUCAGUGGUAUUUUUACCUGACUUGCAAGCGAGUGGGCUACGCCUGCAGUACGGAAGCAGUUGUGGUUUCUGAGUUGUCCGUAACAAGUCUGCCUCACACAGAUCAAGGCUCCCUGGAGGAGAUACACAUGCACAUGUGCUGCCAAAAGAGUGCAACAAGGAGACUCAAGCUGUUCUUAAAAUAUCAAAUCAGCCCUUGACUCUCAAAGUACCACUAGAUAAUGUUCUACUUUGUGCCUUUGUUUGUGCUCCCGCUGUCUCUGAGAGCUGUUAUUUAGGAGAGUGCCCAGUAAAGUCUUUGUAGCAGGGGAAGUACUUACUCUUGCAUUACUUGGGACCUUGGGGCAGUGUCUGGGUUUCAGUGUGUUUUCAGUGCACAGUGGUAGUUAAGACACAGUUUUAAGUAACAGGUUUCAUACCUUGAGCUUGUAAAACACAUUAUGUGUUUAUCCCACAAGAUCUGGGAGUCCAGCUCACACCAGCAGCAGACUUCCUUCUCCUUCUAGUGGUGGAAGAAUGAAACUGAUGAAAACAAUGGGCUAACAGAAGACAGCUACACCUCUGAAUGCAGGAAUUUUUUUACAAUUUGUGUGGAUGUGGAACUUCUUUUGCGAUAAACUUAAAAAGCCUCAGCUCAGUCUCCGACUUUGGGCAUGUGCAUGUAUUUGGCACUAGCAACAGCAAACACCUUUGCACAACAAAGCAGCAGCAGCUUUGGGCUAUGGACAUUUUGGAACUUUUUGUCACUUUUGCUCCCAUCCGACUUCCUGGUCGGUAGUCCAGAACUGCUGUGCUGACUGUAAUGUGGAAACGACACAUUUAUCAUUAAGGUUUGUGCUUCAUCCCUGGCACAUUUCUUGCAUGUUUUCAGCGAAGUUCCUUGCUUGGCUGCGGACCCCGCCUGGGUGUUGCUGCUCUGAAACACUUGCUGUAACAGUAUCCUCAGAAGCCACAUGGUGUCACUAAAACAGUACUUAGGCGUCUGGCUGGGAAUUCGCAGCCUGAAACUGGAGUUGGAGUCAGUUUGAGGGAAGGAAGACAACACCUUUAGUUGAAAACAGAUCAUGAGAUGAGCUCUCAUGUGUCAGGCAUAGCUUCUUGUGUCUUAUCAGCUGGGUGAGCAGUGUUUGAAAAGAAUUAUGAGCUCUCCCCCAUCUCUCUGGCUCUAGUUUUCUAAGUGUGGCUGUAAGUUCUCACCUCUUCUCUUCCUUUUCCUCCCCACUGGUGUUUCCUGGUCUCCAAGCUCUUCUGGGCUCAUGUGUAGCUCAGGCUCCCCUUGGGCUGAGCUGGCAGAAAGCAGUGUGCUGGUACCUGGGCUUGUGAGUGCCCAAGGGAACUUUUUUGUGGGAAAAGCCUGGUGGUGCUCAGGCCUCACAAGAGGCUGGAGCUGGCAGCACUGACAGCCGUAGCAGCUUGCACUGUUGCCAUAGCAGGAACAUGCUAAAAAGCCUGCUUAAAUAGCACAGAAUAAAGCACGAAGUAAAGGCUGUUGCAGCAACCUGCACACAUCUAAGAAGGGGGUUUUGCCCCAGGCCUUGCUUUGACGGAACAACUUUAUACUUUUAAAACAAAUCAGUUUAAUCCCAUCUCUUUCUAAUUAAGUUUUCAGCGUGUCAGAUUUCCCAUUGCUGCUGUUACAGCCCACAGUCAUCCUGCCAGAGCAGGCAUGUGCCAGUAGAGACCAGGCUUGGCUUUUUUGGCUGUGCUGCUGUUACACAGCAGCUGUAGGCACACCCAAGGGAGUAUGUUUGAAGGCUGAAGUGAUGCAACUGCCCAGAAAUAAUUGUGGAGAAAAGCAUGAGAUGACACUGGCAGCUCAGGUGAGUGCCUUGCCCCUGACCACCAGCUCUUGGUGGCACCUCCCCAGCUCAGCAAGUGACACCCCCCAAGAGGAUACUUGCUCCUUUGACUGCUACUGGGGGGCAGGUGAUGUUAGAUUUAGAACAGAUCCAGAAAUACUGCAGUUAGACCACAACCAUGUGCAUGCCAGUUGUGGUUGCAUUUAAAGCUUCAAUGUUUAGGGGCAGGCAGUGAGAAUGUAACUCAGCUGAAACCCAGUCCAUCCCCCCUAGGCAGUGCUGACACCCAUGUGCACCAGGCAGCGAGCGCUGCCUUCUGUUGUCCAGGUUGGGCUUCACAAGUUUUCUGUAUUCCCAUCACACUUACCUUCAGGGAGAGGUCAGGAGUGAGUCAGGCUGUGAGCAGGUGUGCAGGACAAGUAGCAGAGGUGUAACUGCUGGUGAGUGAGCACAGGGAGCAGCCCCCUGCAGUGACACCUGCAAACUCAGGUGUCCCAACCCAGGGUCCCACGUGAGCUCCUGCUCUAGUAUGAGAUGCUGCAUGACAACAGCUGUUGCCAGCAGCUGUUUGGCCAUCAUACUGACACCCUGGCCAAGCACUUUCUGUCACCCUGUUCAUCCCAGCACUCAUCCCACAGAGAAUCCCACUCUCCUUCGGCUGGUUCCAUUGCACUGAUCCUGUUUUCUGACAUCAUCUGAGCUCACCUGUAGAAGGACGUGUUUGGCAUGUGUCCCUGAGUAGCAGGGCAAUGCACAAAUAAGUUUCUUGAGAAACCCACUUGCUCUAGGGAGUGGGUCCCAGCCACAGGAAAGUGACCAGGUAAGACAAAAUGAGGCGGUGAUACUGAGGAAUCAUCCCUGAAACAUGCGAAGGAGAACAAGCUUUUCUGAAAUAUCAUUGCAACCAAGGUAAUGUUUGAUUGAUAUUAAGACAAACAGCAGACUACACAGGGAUCUGUGUUACCCAGUUCUUUUCAGUGCAAAGUUUAAGCCAAACUGCAUUUUUAUCUCAGGGACUAACCCCUGUUUGGGCUUCUCUCUCAUUACUGUAGAUUUUUCUGAGCAAGACCGUGAAUGACAUUAUAAAAACUAGAAAAUCCCAGUUGUAAUGAGCUGACCUUACUGCUUCCCCUUGAUUUCACUGGAGGUGUGUUUACCCCAGUGCUGAAUUUGUUCCCCUGGCUUCCAUCCCAGUGUUUGGAUCCAGCCUUGCAGAUUACAUAAUAGGGUUGUGAUCCUUGCAGUGUUUGCUGCCUUCUGUUUCUGUUCUGUUCUAAAGACCAGUAGUACAUGGUUUAUAGGAAUGCUUGAAAGUGAGACAUGCAGCAUAUUUAAACUGUGAAAGGCAUAAGUAUUUCAAACAUUAUUAAACAACAGAACUGCCACCAGAAUGGAUAUUGGAAAGCAGGUUUAAAAAUAUCAGGAGGAAGAGAAACUUUGUUUUUCAGGACUUAACCUCUGACUAAUUCAAUGAUGAUAAAAAAGCCUUCUCUUUGGGGAGAAUACUUUAUGAAUACUUAGGACAGGGCACAGAUUGAGAGGAUACCACAGACUGCUCAAUAUAUGCCUUUUCCCAUAUUCCUCUAGCUACCAUUUGCCACUAAAUUAAAUCAGUGUAAAUGGAACACCCUGCUCAAAAAAGAGACUUUGUAGAGUUUUUUAAAGCAUGUUUAUGUGACUGCACAUAAAUGUUUGUGUAAAAAGGGAGUUAUGACAGUUUAUACCACAAAGGUUACAGUAAGAAAAAGCACUUCUUUAUGACAAUAAUUCACAAAUUCACAAGAAUCACUUUAAUAUACAAAGCAAUUACUACCAUUCUGAAACACAAAGCAGCUAAUAUGUACAUAGUGUUAAUAAAAUGCAUUAUAACCCAGUACAUUUUUUUUAAACACAGAUAAAGCACAAAAAAAAAAAAAGAAAAAAAAAAAAGAAAGAAAAUAACAACACAACAGGGAUGUUUCUCGAUUU